Theobroma umbraticum is the source of this 1468-nucleotide messenger RNA. RefSeq names its product NF-kappa-B inhibitor-like protein. Lineage: Eukaryota; Viridiplantae; Streptophyta; Magnoliopsida; Malvales; Malvaceae. The record is from RefSeq and is a predicted model, not a curated record.
GGGUGCAGACCGUUGGCUGUUAAACUGGAGAAUAUAUUAUCAAAUGGAUAACGCCCUUUCCCAGUUCUAUUCUUUGCCACUUUAAGAUAUUUUUGCUUCCCACCAAUUUCGCAAAAAGCCAUUUCCAAUGGACACUCUGUCAGCGCUUGCUUUCAUCACCAACUGCAGCGGUUCCCCAUUUACAAGAUUCUCUCCUCUUCCUCGCCUUCAAACACCAACGCUUUCCAGAAGAGCCGCAACUGUCUUUGUCUUGAAAACAAGCUCUCAUUCAGGGAGUGAAUCUGUAGAAGAGGAUGUUCUGCAGAUGUUUUUCAAGGAUAGAGAAGUACAUGGAGAUUUUAUUUCCAAAGCUUCUGACAUGCUGUGGCAGAGAGUUCUGAAAGUUGCUGAUCCUAAUGCUGGCCAAUCUGCUGACACUGGUCAGCAAGCAGAACAGGUUAUGGGAAGUGAUGACAAUGGUGGAUUUUUGAAGCUGUCAAGAACUCAGGAAUGGCUAUUAGGAGACAAUUCUGCACCAAUGAAUAAGAAGGCCAUUGCCAAGGUGUCGCAGGAUGACAGUGGAAGAAGGAAGAUGCUGAACCUUCUUAAAUAUGAAGCUCUCAAGAGGGAACUGAUGCUUUUGUCAGUUGGUAUUGGAACUGCAUGCAGUGGUUAUUGUUUGAUAGUGUUAUCAGUUCAGGCUGCUGUUAGUUAUGCAGUAGGGGUUCUUUUCAGUUGCUUAUACCUUCAGCUUUUAUAUCAACAUGUGGACAACCUAUCCAAGGAAAUGGUUCCUCAGAUUUUCAUGCGAAGGAAAUCAAAAAAAAUAGGAAUAAGAAGUGAGGACUUGCAGGAGUUCUUUGAGAGAUCAAUUAAGGGUAGUGGCAUUGCUCUUUCUUCCCCAAGACUAGUUAUCCCAGCUGCUGUAUAUGGAUUGUGGAUCUUGUCCCAUAAAGUUUUGGCCUAUGAUUUCUUUGAUUUCCAGCUUACUCCUGCAAUGAUUGGGAUGUUUGCAUACAAAGCAGCUGCUCUUGUUCAAGUAUACAGGGAUAAUGAAGACUUGCAGAUUGUCUUUCCCGAGAAUGAGGAACGGUCAAGUGACUGAGUCUCAAAUUUUGCAUAUUUUGAUUGAAUACUUCAACACUGAACUGGAUUUCUUUUCUCCUUGGCUAGUGCUACACAGUUGAAAAUUUAGCCACCUUAUGUCCAUACGUAGAAUACAUGGGGAUGAUUCCCACAAGGAAGCCAUCGAAAUUACCUGGGCUGGUGCCAGCAAGAUUGUGGGGCGUAUGGUGGCCUUGCAAGUUUCAAUGAAUCUGGAAUGCUAACAAGACUGCAAGGUCCAUUGAGCGGCAUUGAUGCUCUGUUGUUUAUGCUUCUAUAUAUGUUCUAAGAAUGAUGCCCAAAAUUCAUGCAAUAAUUGCCAUUGAACUAUUAUGAUGUUGAAAAAUCAAAUUAGAGAAAAUUUUGUUGCAUAAGUAUUGUUGAA